Messenger RNA from Pseudocercospora fijiensis CIRAD86, 1350 nucleotides. RefSeq lists its product as uncharacterized. Gene Ontology annotation, cellular component: SMN complex; nucleus. The coding region runs from base 1 to 1350 and encodes 449 amino acids. Gene Ontology annotation, biological process: spliceosomal snRNP assembly. The record is from RefSeq and is a predicted model, not a curated record. The transcript has a single exon. Lineage: Eukaryota; Fungi; Ascomycota; Dothideomycetes; Mycosphaerellales; Mycosphaerellaceae.
AUGCCGAAGCGCAGACGAGAACGCGAUCGACCCAAAGCCGGCCCAGAGUCUGCAUACAAUCCAAAUAAGCGGGUCUUGUUGAGCUACGGGUCGGACGAUGAUGAGCCUGAGGAAAUCACCGAGCACCAGGAUGUCGCUGUUCAGGCAGAGCUCGAAGGUCGCAACAUCGCCAACUAUCAGAUGACAGAAUACCCAGACAGCGAUAGCGAAGUCGGGCUCGGCGCGCAGCCAGAAGGCACAGAGCAGACGGAGACACAUCUCGCGACGGCAGAGGCAGCAGAAGGCGAAGCUGUAGGGGAGGAAGAAGAAACUCCAUCACGACCAUCCGAAGGUUGGCGGAACGAUGCGCGCAAGAACCACGAGACGAAUCAAUAUACGGCAGUCGGGAUGGAGAACGAAGAUGACGGCUAUGAUAGCACAACAGAAGAAGCCAUGGCGUAUCUCCGUACCGUUAAGAACGAGCGGCAGGCUAUACCCGAGAUUCUCUCUGCCUCACAUCCAGACAUCACUCAGCUUGACGAAGCUCAGCACGAACCAGAAGAGGAAACUGAUGAAGAUGGGUAUAUGGUCGAAGAUGGCACGUACAUCGGCCGGCCUGUCGCGCCUGUGGCUACUGCAGAAGACGACACCUUAGACCCACAAAGAGCGUUCACGGAAUCGCUCAAGGACAGAUUCUACAUUCAACGCGACCAGCUACACAUUCUCCCCUCAGCAGAAAAGGUUGCAGCACUUGGCGAGCAUCACCCAAUCUCUUUCCCGCAAGGUAACAACAAAGCUUACGCCGAAUGGCAUCGUCUGCUGAGCUCGAAACCACCGAAAGCCGCGCAACUACAAUCCCUUGACCAAGAUUCCGUCUUCAACCUUCUGGCUCUGCUGCAGAAAACGUAUUUGAUCAAGGGAAGGAAUCUGAGAAACGUCACCAGUGCUUGGGUUUGGUCACUUCUCGCAAGGCUGGACGAUGUCGGCAGCAUGAGCAAUGAUCAAGUAUACCCUUUGCGUGAGUUGGGCAAAAAAGCCAUUUUCUUGCAACUACACUUCAGCAAUCCUGAAGCCGCGGCUCAGCUUGAGACUUUGCAGCAAGGUGAGGCUGUUGGUAAUGAAGCCAACGGCAGCGCAGAGAUUUCGACCGAGUACGACACCGAUGGAGUUGCUAUCAAGGCUACAGCACAGUCAUCCUCCUCACAUUCGGACCAGCCCAGGAGGUUUCACGCCGUUGCCUCGGAGAACACGCUGGCCACACUUGAUAUGAUUCUGGUUGUUAUAGGUGAUAUCUUCGGCCAGCGUGAUUUGCUCGAAUUCCGACAACCUUGGUCGAAAGCUGCUCCAGCUGAAGAAGCUGUGGCAGACUGA